GUUUUAGACUAAGGCAUUUGCGUUGCCAAGCAGCAACUGUCAGCAUAGUCCUUUCCCGAUUUGCCUUAAUAGGUCCUGCGAAAUCAUUCGAGACUGUUGUUCCUUUUAGAAUUUGCUGUUGGCGCAGCAGCAGUACCUAAUUCUCCAUCAUUUAUCUAUGUUUAGAUCAGUUUUCAGCAAAGUGAUACCGGGAAGAUGUUGUCGAGGAGGCUGUUGUUAACAGUGGCAAAAAUUUCGAAGGCUUCAUCGAACGGUUUCGGAACAAGUAGUCGCUUCUGCGCAACUGGUGCGGAAGUGUUGAAAAUUUUGGAAGAUCGUAUACGAGGACAGGAAUCAACGGUUAGCCUAGAAGAAACGGGCAAAGUGCUUUCUAUUGGUGAUGGUAUUGCCCGCGUCUAUGGUCUCAAAAAUAUUCAAGCCGAAGAGAUGGUGGAAUUCGAUUGCGGUAUGAAGGGUAUGGCAUUGAAUCUAGAACCGGAUAAUGUUGGUGUGGUGGUAUUUGGUAAUGACAAGGUUAUUCGGGAAGGUGAUAUUGUGAAGCGUACGGGGGCAAUCGUUGACGUCCCAGUCGGAGAAGCAUUGCUGGGUCGUGUCGUGGAUGCGCUGGGUAAUCCGAUUGAUGGUAAAGGACCAGUAAAAUGCACGGAACGAUCUCGGGUUGGUAUCAAAGCUCCAGGAAUCAUUCCUCGGAUUGGUGUACGUGAACCUAUGCUUACUGGAGUAAAAGCUGUGGAUUCGUUAGUACCGAUUGGGCGUGGACAGCGUGAACUAAUUAUUGGAGAUCGACAAACCGGGAAAACGGCAAUAGCAAUCGAUACAAUAAUAAAUCAGAAGCGAUUCAAUGAAGGUAGCGAUGAGAAGAAAAAGCUUUACUGUAUAUACGUUGCUAUUGGACAGAAACGAUCCACUGUUGCACAGAUCGUAAAACGACUCACCGAUACUGGUGCUAUGAAAUACACAAUUAUUGUUUCGGCCACGGCAUCUGAUGCCGCACCACUGCAAUAUUUAGCACCAUAUUCUGGUUGUGCAAUGGGUGAAUACUUUCGAGAUCAUGGAAAACACGCGUUGAUUAUUUACGACGAUCUUUCAAAACAAGCUGUAGCUUAUCGACAGAUGUCAUUGUUACUCAGACGUCCUCCCGGACGCGAGGCAUAUCCUGGCGACGUCUUCUAUCUUCACUCUCGUUUGUUAGAACGAGCAGCAAAAAUGAACGAUUCUCAUGGAGGUGGCUCACUGACAGCACUGCCAGUUAUUGAAACUCAAGCCGGCGAUGUUUCCGCUUAUAUCCCUACCAAUGUAAUUUCAAUCACAGAUGGACAAAUUUUUCUGGAAACGGAACUAUUUUACAAGGGCAUACGACCGGCAAUCAACGUUGGCUUAUCAGUUUCGCGAGUCGGUUCAGCUGCACAGACAAAGGCGAUGAAGCAGGUAGCUGGUUCAAUGAAACUGGAGCUGGCGCAAUACCGUGAAGUAGCUGCAUUUGCGCAAUUUGGUUCCGAUUUGGAUGCGGCUACGCAACAAUUGUUAAAUCGCGGCGUGCGUUUAACAGAACUCCUCAAGCAGGGACAAUAUGUACCAAUGGCUAUCGAAGAACAGGUAGCCGUAAUUUAUGCCGGUGUUAAGGGACACCUCGAUAAAUUGGAUCCAUCCCGUAUAACUGUUUUUGAGAGAGAGUUUCUGAUUCACAUUCGACAGACGCAGAAAGAAUUGCUGAAGACGAUUCGUGAAGAAGCCCAAAUAACUCCACAAACUGAUGCAAAAUUAAAAGACCUAGCGACUUCGUUUAUAGCUAAUUUCAAACAAUAGAUUGUGGAAUGCUUUGUUGUUUACAUUAUUAUGGACUAAUGAAUCCUUUUUUCGCCUUCAUAGAUUAAUUUAUGUAUAACUAGUAAUCCAUAAUGUUUAGGGAGAAGCAGUUGUUCUAUUUCAAAGUGUUUUGAUAUUAUCUCGCCAACUAUUACAAUGAAAAUAAGUAAUGUGUCUUUGUUUCCGCAGAGAAUACUGCUGUAGAAAUGUGCAAAGUUCCGUGCUA
This is a messenger RNA of Loa loa (African eye worm), 2032 nucleotides long. RefSeq names its product ATP synthase subunit alpha, variant. Gene Ontology annotation, molecular function: proton-transporting ATP synthase activity, rotational mechanism; ADP binding; ATP binding. Gene Ontology annotation, biological process: proton transmembrane transport; proton motive force-driven ATP synthesis. The record is from RefSeq and is a predicted model, not a curated record. The coding region runs from base 196 to 1806 and encodes 536 amino acids. NCBI's taxonomy places the organism in Eukaryota, Metazoa, Nematoda, Chromadorea, Rhabditida, Onchocercidae. The transcript has 8 exons.